AUGUACAAGGUGUUUCCGGGCUUUGGUCGCACCAGCAAUCAGACAUAUGAUGCGCUGGACGAGGUGCGAAUGAACAAGGACAAGUCGAUGGUGCCCGUGUUGGUGGAGUCGAUGCGCUACCAGUCCACCGCGAAUGCGCGGGACGCUACGGCGUAUGUGCUGGGCGAACUUACGGGGCAGCGUUACGGCGGCGACGACUGGAAGGGGUGGAUGGAGUGGCUUGGCAAGCACCGUGACGAAUACCCGCCGCCCGAUGACUAUCUGGACUGGAAGAUAAACUUCAUGUCCCAACUCAACCCGCGCUUUUCCACGUUCCUGCGCCCCGCGCUCGAAGGCGACAUUACCGUUGACCCUACUGAGAUAGUCUGGGGCGGCGUGGACCCCGACGGAAUACCGGACAUCCGCGAUCCGAAGAUGCUGACGCCGGAUGAGGCCGAUUUCCUCAAUGAAGAUGAUCGGGUGUUUGGUGUGUCCAUCAACGGGGAUACGCGCGCCUAUCCGCUGCGUAUCAUCAACGCUCACGAGAUGGUGAACGACACGGUGGGCGGUGAACCGAUUUCGCUAGCGUGGUGA
This is a messenger RNA of Geodia barretti, 573 nucleotides long. Lineage: Eukaryota; Metazoa; Porifera; Demospongiae; Tetractinellida; Geodiidae. The record is from the annotation of a GenBank genome assembly.